AUGGGUGUCACCGGACUCUGGACUGUAGUCCAGCCCUGCGCUCGUCCCGUCAAACUCGAAACUCUCAACCGCAAACGACUCGCCGUCGACGCGUCGAUCUGGAUAUAUCAGUUUCUCAAAGCCGUUAGAGAUAAAGAGGGAAAUGCACUUAGGAACGCGCAUGUCGUCGGAUUCUUUCAUCGAAUAUGUAAACUUCUCUUCUUUGGCAUUAAGCCCGUGUUUGUGUUCGAUGGCGGGGCGCCGGUUCUCAAACGUCAGACUAUCGCGGCACGAAAGAAGAGACGUGAGGGGAGGAGAGAGGAUGCGGUGAGGACGGCUGGGAAGUUGCUGGCGAUACAAAUUCAGCGACGGGCAGAAGAAGAACAAGCUAAGCGCGCCGCGGGGGAUGAAGAUGUGGAAGAACAAGAGCCGUUGGGAGCGCCCAAUUAUGUCGAUGAAAUACUCAUGACGCCACAAGAGAGGAUGCGAAAUCGGAAAUUUCGAAAGCAGGAUCAGUAUCAUUUACCUGAUCUUGAGACCGAUUUGAGCCAAAUGGGAGCGCCGGAGGAUCCCCGAAUUAUGUCUCAGGAGGAGCUGGAAGAAUAUGCGCGACAAUUUCACAAUGGCGAAGAUAUCAAUUUGUACGACUUUUCGAAAAUCGACUUUGAUAGUAUGUUCUUCAUGAGCUUACCAGCGACCGAUCGUUACAACAUCCUCAAUGCGGCCCGAAUUCGCAGCCGUCUACGUAUGGGUUACUCUAAAGAACAGCUUGAUUCGAUGUUCCCUGAUCGAAUGGCAUUUUCAAAGUUCCAGAUCGAACGGGUCAAAGAGCGCAAUGAUCUUACUCAACGAUUGAUGAAUCUUAAUGGCAUGAAUGGUGCAGAUGUUGCUUUCGACUUUAACUCCGGUAGACGUAUUGCAGGAGAACGCGGAAAAGAGUAUGUUUUAGUCAAGAAUCCUGACGUUGAGGGUGGAUGGGCACUUGGUGUUGUGGGCAACAAAGAAGGUUCGGCCGUUGAUCGACCAAUUGAUGUUGAUGAGUACGGCCUACCUGAUGUCCUUCCAGCGAAGGAUGAUGCCUUUGAAGAUGUGCCUAUCGAAGGUUUAAAUAGGCUUCCUAAGCUACCAUUUUUGCAAAAGGGCGUGUUUGAUGAGUCUGUAAGACGAGCAGAUAUGGGUCGAAGAAACGGACUUUCUACGGCACGUCAAGUCCAAGGAGAAGAUGAAGAUGAAGAUGCUUUGUUCUUUUCAGCACCUGGAGACACCGAUGAUUUAUUUGCAGACAACGAGGAUGAAGAGCUUCAGAAAGCGAUAGCCAUGUCUCUAGAACCGCAUCAGGAAGAUCACGCAGGAAAGGCCUUUCCUGUGGAAUCGAAGCCGACUACUGCUUUUGAUUUUGAACCAGAGCUUACCCCGGAAAGUGAUGACGAAGACAUGGAUUUUGCAGCAGCUUUGGCGCGAUCCAAACAAAGUCGACCAGAGCCCAAGCCCAACUCUGCAAGACCAGAGGUUGCACCUGAAUACAAGUUUAGUGGACCACUGCCAUUUGAGUCUCUCAAAAUCAACAAACGAGCGAAAGAGGAACUACCACAACCUGCUCCGCUCGACGACGAGGCAGGAGGCUUUGAGAAGCCGACUGAAAGUAAACAAAGCAAAGCAAAGAAGAAAGCCGCUGCUCUUCCGCCGUGGUUCAGCAAAGAAGAUGGAAUUAAGCAAGACUUUAUUGCUGAUGAGACUGAAGAGGAGCCUGAAAAGAAAUCCUACGAUGAUGUUAUUUUCAGUCAGGCAGCGGACUUGAAGCGACGAUCGUCGCCCGAUAUCAUUGAUCUUGAAGAAACAUCAAAUACUAAACAGGUGAUUGAUCUUGAGUCUGAUGUCGAAGCUGAGGAAGGAAUUGCUUUAGAUGUUGAGCCAAUUCCGGAAGAAAAGCCAGUAUUAAUGAACGAUAUUGCUGAGGAUGUUCGCGCAAACCCUCCAAACCCACCUGUUGAAAUUACGGUACCUCACGUACCUCCCAAGGAGGAUUCUGUAACGGAUGCUUCCGAGAAAGCGGUUUCUGACUGGGAACCUACAGAUGAUGAGCGAGAUGCUCCUUUACAGACGGAGAUGAUGAACAGCGUUGCCUCUCCAGCCAAGGGAUCGACGAUAAAGCCAAAGUCACCUUCGCCAGAGUUGGAAGAUGAGUUUGAGGAUGUUCCGCUCCCGCCCACUGCAGAAGAGUUCCCAAACAAUUCGGUGUCGACAGAACACGAUGCCGCAUUAUUUGAAGAUCAAGAUCAUACUGUAGUCGGCAAUGAUGACUACUCUGAUCCCGAAGAGGAAGAUCUCAUGCUGCAGCUCGCGGCCGAGACAGAAGAACAUGCGCGCUUUGUUUCUGAAUUUAACAACAAGACUCAGAUUGAGAAUGCCCGGGAUUUCGAGCAAGAACUAAAACAGCUACGGAACCAACAAAAGAAAGACCGAAGGGAUGCGGAUGAAGUAUCUCAGAUCAUGGUGUCGGAAUGUCAACAGCUGCUCCGUCUAUUUGGCCUACCAUAUAUUACUGCACCUAUGGAAGCAGAGGCACAAUGUGCUGAGUUGGUGACUUUGGGGCUGGUUGAUGGGAUUGUCACAGACGAUAGCGAUACAUUCCUGUUUGGAGGCACACGAAUUUACAAGAACAUGUUCAAUCAGAGCAAAUUUGUGGAAUGCUUCCUUUCGAGCGACUUGGAGAAGGAGUACGCUUUGGACCGAGUCAAACUAAUCCAGUUUGCUCAUCUUCUCGGAAGUGAUUACACCGAAGGCAUUCCCGGCGUGGGCCCAGUCACUGCUCUAGAGAUCAUCACCGAGUUCGAUAACCUCGAAGAAUUUCGCGACUGGUGGAUGCAGGUCCAAAUGGGAAUGGACAUACCAAAUGACCCUCAUCAGGGGUUCCGUAAAAAGUUCAAAAAGAUGGCGACCAAGAUCUUUCUGCCGCCGUCGUUUCCUGAUCGACACAUCGAUGAAGCCUAUAUCCAGCCCGAGGUCGACAAUGACCCGUCCGAGUUCCAAUGGGGUGUGCCCGACCUCAACGGGCUACGAAGUUUUCUGAUGGCGACUAUUGGGUGGUCUCAAGAACGCACCGAUGAGGUGUUGAUUCCUGUGAUUCGCGACAUGAAUAAGCGCGAACAGGAAGGUACGCAGUCCAACAUCACCCGAUUCAUGGCCGGUGCACUUGGCGCCGGAGCGUUUGCGCCGAGAGUGCGGGCCGAGGGUAAGAGUCGGAUGGAUAAAGCAUUUGGUCGAUUGCGGUCUGAAGCCGAGAGUCGCAAACGCGGUCCGCCUCGCGUAGAUGAGGCUGCACAAUCUGAGGAAGAGGAUUCUGGUUCGUCGCGCAAGAAGCGCAAGAGAAAGAGCCAGAAGAAGUGA
Talaromyces amestolkiae is the source of this 3366-nucleotide messenger RNA. RefSeq lists its product as uncharacterized. Bases 1 to 3366 code for a protein of 1121 amino acids. The record is from RefSeq and is a predicted model, not a curated record. The transcript has a single exon. Gene Ontology annotation, molecular function: DNA endonuclease activity; single-stranded DNA binding. Lineage: Eukaryota; Fungi; Ascomycota; Eurotiomycetes; Eurotiales; Trichocomaceae. Gene Ontology annotation, cellular component: nucleus. Gene Ontology annotation, biological process: nucleotide-excision repair.